Molecule: messenger RNA, 1132 nt
Organism: Drosophila virilis
Lineage: Eukaryota; Metazoa; Arthropoda; Insecta; Diptera; Drosophilidae
Product: collagen alpha-1(I) chain
Source: RefSeq, a predicted model, not a curated record
UAAAUACCAAUGAUUCGAUCUUGCCUAAACUCAGUCUGCAGAUGCUGUUCGCAUAGACCAUACGGAGAGAUCAUGGCAUCGCAUAGCCUUCUGGCUGCUCUGCUGCUGGGUAUUUGUUCCACGACCAGCGCCUCGUUGUUGAACUGUAAUUGUGAGCCGGGUCCUCGAGGACCACCGGGACCGCCAGGCCCUCCGGGUGCUGGCUUUGGUAGUGGUGGUGGUGGUGGUGGUGGUGGCCUAUGGGGCUAUCCACCUAUGCCACCAUUUAAUCCUAAUAUUCAGCCUAUAAUUGGUCCUAGAGGCUUGCCUGGACCGCCGGGACCACCGGGCUACUGCUUCCCCUGCCCAUAUAGUGGUUAUGGACCACGACCAGGAAUAGGACCCGGAGUCGGACCCGGAAUCGGACCAGGAUUUGGACCAGGAUUCGGACCAGGAUUCGGGCCAGGAUUUGGACCAGGUUUUGGACCAGGUGGGGGAGGAGGAGGAGGAGGAGGAGGCGGCGGAGCUUUCGGUCAGGGCAUAUCCUCCGCUAUUGGCAAUCUUAUAAUCAUACCAUCCGGCGUUAAUGGACGCGCUCAGCUCUUCCGCAUCACGCCCGAUGGCCAAUUGGUGCGCAUCGAGAAUCCCAAAAAUGAUCUCAAUGAGCUUCUACCGCACAAUUUCCAAGAGCAACUUGCACAACAAGCGGCCGUGCCCACAGCGGCUUCAACGACCGGCAUAACGCCACCAAAUCCGCGGCCAGGGCCCACAGCACCUACGCCCGACGAUCAGACCGACGGCCUGGAUGAGACUAUGUUUGCAGCGGCUGCAACGAAUUCGGAGCGCAAGGAUUCGCUGCGUGGCAACUCUGAGGCCAACGAUUGGCGCCGUGUCCUGCUGCUGGGUGAGCCGCCUGUCGUCAGCGCUGCCAGCUCCGAGCAGGCCACCGCCAACCAACUGGAGAACAGCAUGGACAGCUUCCAGCGAGCACUGGUCGAUCUGAGGGAUAAGUAUGCCUCCCUGAUACAGCCGCCCACGGUCGAUCAGCGAUACGCCGUUAUUCUAUAGACACUAAGUGACACCUGAAGACCCUUAUUAUAAUAAAAUCGUACUGAUAAUUUCUAAAAUUACUGUUAUUGCAAAAUAAUUCGAA